AUGCCGCCUUUUAUUGCCGUGCAUGUGCGACGUGGGGACUUUGGGCGUCAAUGUCGGGAUGGCAGGAAGCCGGAAGAGUGCUUCGUCCCGCUUGAGGAGUAUCUCAAAGCGGUUGGGAAUGCCAUACAACAGGAAUUGCACGAAAAGAAGGCGAUGGACGUCAAGCAUGUCGUCCUGAUGUCAGACGAGAAAGACCCAAAAUUCUGGGAAGAGACCAAGAAGCUCGGCUGGACGCAUUUUAACCACGAACAGGAUAAGACGGUGCAGAAAUACGGCGAGUGGUAUCCGGUGCUCGUCGACAGCGUUGCGCAGAGCCUGGCUUCCGGCUUCGUGGGGACUGGCGACUCGACGUACAGCCUUAUGAGCGCGCGUCGGGUGGAGGACUGGAACGCAGGCCCUAGGUUCCUUGUCAAAAGAAAUCUGGGCCACCCAUCGUGA
Molecule: messenger RNA, 438 nt
Organism: Cyclocybe aegerita
Lineage: Eukaryota; Fungi; Basidiomycota; Agaricomycetes; Agaricales; Hemipholiotaceae
Source: the annotation of a GenBank genome assembly